This is a messenger RNA of Cyclopterus lumpus (lumpfish), 3354 nucleotides long. It is a transcript of the gene baiap2a, whose product is annotated as BAR/IMD domain containing adaptor protein 2a. Gene Ontology annotation, biological process: plasma membrane organization; actin filament bundle assembly; positive regulation of actin filament polymerization. Gene Ontology annotation, molecular function: cytoskeletal adaptor activity; protein binding. The transcript has 15 exons. The record is from RefSeq and is a predicted model, not a curated record. Gene Ontology annotation, cellular component: cytosol; nucleoplasm. Bases 173 to 1798 code for a protein of 541 amino acids. NCBI's taxonomy places the organism in Eukaryota, Metazoa, Chordata, Actinopteri, Perciformes, Cyclopteridae.
GGGAGCGCAGUAUCAUCUCCCUCUCAACGGGCGCGUUGUCUCGCCUAUUGUUUGAGCCGACUAGUGUGUUACCCCCCCCCCACACACACACACACACACCCCUCACCCCCCCAUCUCCUCGGUCGACUCAUUUUUUUUAUUUCGGAUACUCGUUUGAAGGAGAGAACCGUUUAUGGUCCUGGCUGAAGACUUCACGAUGUCUCGCACCGACGAGGUUCACCGCAUGACGGAAAAUGUCUAUAAGACCAUCAUGGAGCAGUUCAACCCCUGCUUACGGAACUUUGUUGCCAUGGGGAAGAACUACGAGAAGGCCCUUGCCAAUGUGACGUUUGCUGCCAAAGGGUACUUUGAUGCUCUGGUCAGGAUGGGGGAGCUGGCUAGUGAAAGUCAAGGAUCCAAAGAUUUAGGGGAUGUGCUGUUCCAGAUGGCGGAGGUCCACAGACAGAUCCAAGUGCAGCUAGAGGAGAUGUUGAAAUCCUUCCACAAUGAGCUGCUCUCUGAACUGGAGAAGAAGGUGGACCUGGAUUCUCGUUAUCUGACUGCUGCCCUGAAGAAAUACCAGAUCGAACACAAGAGCAAAGGGGAAAGUCUGGAGAAGUGCCAGGCCGAGCUGAAGAAGCUGCGCAGAAAGAGCCAGGGCAGCAAGAACCCCUCCAAGUACGGGGAGAAGGAGAUGCAGUUUGUGGAGACCAUCAGCAGUAAGCAGACUGAGCUGGACACCUUCAUCGCCGAGGGAUACAAGACGGCCUUGUCUGAGGAGCGUCGCCGGUACUGUUUCCUGGUGGACCGCCAGUGUGCCGUGGCCAAGAACAGCAGCGCCUACCACGGCAAGGGUAAAGACCUUCUGACUCAGAAGAUCCCAGUUUGGCAACAGGCUUGCUCAGACCCCAACAAGCUGCCAGAGAGGGCCAUGCUCCUGGCCCAGCAGAUGGGCUCAACGGCCCUCGGGGGCACAAGCCCCCUGCAUACCUCCAAAUCUAACUUGGUCAUCUCAGACCCGAUCCCCGGGGCUCAGCCUCUCCCUGUGCCCCCAGAGCUGGCUGUUUUCAUGGGGAGUGGCCUGGGACACCCAGCGAGGCUGAUUGGCCCCGAUGGCGUGUCUAUGGUAAACGGGACAACAGGUGUCCACGGAGAGGAAUAUUGGACGGACGGCGGUACUAUAUCUGUGCCCCAAGUCAGGCCUUCAUCCCCUCAGACCCAGGCGCAAGGCCAGUCCCAGCCUCAGCCUCAGAGGCAGGUCAGCGAUGUCUACUCCAACACCCUCCCUGUCCGCAGGCCUGCCCCCGCCAAGAAUAAGAACCCCGUGGGAGAGACACGAACCCUGCCCAGGUCCAGUUCCAUGGCAGCGGGCCUGGAAAAGAACGGGCGUGCUCGUGUGCAGGCCAUCUUCUCCCACGCUGCAGGCGACAACGGCACCCUGCUCAGUUUCUCUGAGGGAGACGUCAUCACCCUGCUUGUGCCUGAGGCCCGCGAUGGCUGGCACUAUGGGGAAAAUGAGAAGAACAAGAUGCGCGGCUGGUUCCCAUUCUCCUACACGCGUGUGCUGCCCGAGAGCGACAGCGAGAAGCUCAAAGUGAACCUGCACCAUGGGAAAAGUAGCAGUACGGGGAAUUUGUUGGAGAAUGAUGCAUCACUGCCCACACCUGACUAUGGCCUGACUGCCCGACUGCUGGCACAGAGCCUAGCGCAGACCCGCCCACGGCCCUACAGCAUGGCCGGCUUUGCCCCACAGCCUGCUAUUGAGGAUUAUGACGCCCGCUUUGCCACAAGUUUGGGUCCAGAAUUGUCCCGGUUCUGAGGGAACAGGACCUCCUGACCGUUCCCUGGAGUUCUACCUCCGGCCCACCUUCACUGAUGACCGAUCUGCUCCCAUCUUCUACUAGCGGCCCGCUGCCCCCUUUUGUCCACUAAUGGGCCCUUUUUUUGAAGGAGAGAGAGAGAACAUGGCCAACAUUGACACAUUUCAGUUGUAUGAUGUCAUCGCGAGAGGGCCCAGUAGCGUGUCACAUUACUAAAGAAGUUUCUUUGCUGUGGAAAUUUCCAGGUUAAUUCUCGUGCAAAUAUUUUUGAAAUUUCUCAGCCUGAACAUUCAAUUGCAUUCAAUCGUGAUAGUAGAUGUUAUGAGUUAUUUAGACCGUACCAGUUGUUACGGUAUGGCUAAUAGGUUUUUACUAGUAAUGCAGUCACAUUAUUAUUUAUCUGCAUUCAUGCGAUGGGAUUUAUUUUGUUCUUCAACACUAUACACUGUAAAUUUAAUUUGAGGAUUAUUUGCAUUAAUGAGCAGUGAAGGGACACAUAGUUUGUUUUUUAAUGCGGCUUGAGGGAGGGGGGGGGGACCGAUUGUGGACAACAGUUCAGUGCAUCACUGUAAUAUGCACAGUGUUGAUUGGAUGCUGCAACAAAUAGCUAGAAUGGGUCAGUUGGUAAGUAAACUAUGCUUUUGUUAAAUGAUAUAAUAUAGUGAUAUAUUUACUAGGUGUGAUACAGUUACCCAUAUUUUCAAUGUGGGAACUGUGCCUUCUAUUUCUUUUCUUUUUUUUAAUAUAUAUAAAUAUAUAUAAAAAUAAUGCUUCAUGCAGCAUUGACCCAAUCAUUAUGUAAACUGGUUUGAGGGCUUAUGCAUCAUAGCUCAAUUUUUUUUUUUCUAUUCCUGAAAAUAUAAGUGGGAUUAUUUCCCUUUAUUGUUUUGCUUGUAAUAUCAGGACUUUUGUUGCUUAGCAAGCUCCUCCAGCACAGUGCGAUAUCACUGAAAUGCAAUACUAUUUUUGCUAUUCUUUCCUCGUCUUUAAAUUUCAGUAAUGUCGGAGCUGCCAGAUAUCCAAGAGAUGAAAUACAGUGCAUACAUAAUGGGUCUUUUAAAAAAAAAUAUAUAUAUAUAUUUAGCUUUGAGGGAGUGGUAGCUUAUCAGAUAAGGUACAGUAUUAUCGUAGCUUUUGAUUGUUCAUUCUCAGUAUUAUACACUCAUCUGGGAGAAAAGCUUAGAUCCGAGGCAUUUGUUUAGAGUAAUGUGUGGGGGAUAGAAGUGGAACUGUAUGCAAUAAAAAUUAAAUUCAAAAAAUAUAUAUAUACUGUUUGUUUGUGUGAACAUGUUUUAAAAAAAAAUGCCUCUUAGACUGCAUGAAAUCAAGUUCCGUCAUGAAAAGUCAAUUUUCCACGGAUGAGUCCUUUACACUGAGUGAAUAUGAUCAGGCUUUUAUUACAAAGCUCAUUUGGGCAGCGAGUUUCAAAUCAUAUUUUUUUUUUUAACUUUUAUAUAGCUUUCAUUGUGUCCAUUUCUCACUUUUGUCCCGUUUGUAUUAUAUCCGUACUGUACAGAAAGCGCAUAUAAAUUAUCUUGUCCAAAAUAAAAACCAA